This is a messenger RNA of Limanda limanda (common dab), 1011 nucleotides long. RefSeq lists its product as uncharacterized. The record is from RefSeq and is a predicted model, not a curated record. The transcript has 6 exons. NCBI's taxonomy places the organism in Eukaryota, Metazoa, Chordata, Actinopteri, Pleuronectiformes, Pleuronectidae.
AUGAUCCUAAAGCCGGGGGGAGCCACCGCCAUGUCAGGGAACAGCCUCCCACCGGUGAGCCACCUGCCGCACUGGACCCGGGUCGGGCGUCCCGGGAAACCGAGACAUUUACCGGCAGCGAACCAUCACCUCCACCAGCACCACCUUCAGCCCCUCCAGCACCUGCAGCCCCUCCCCGGGGUCCCGGAGAGGGGACCGGGGCGAGCUGCGGAGCUGCCCGGGCAAUGCGACCCGGAUCCCCGCGUCGUCUCCCUGGAGAAGAACAUCCAGUUCCUGCAGCGGCAGCACAGGGACACUCUGGAGCGGCUGCAUGCGGAGGUGGAGUACCUGAGACGGGAGAAUAAAGAGUUGCAGUAUAAGAUGAUAAUGGAGCCUCCCAAGUCGAGUAGAAAAGUACCGACACAUAAUCGACGAGGUGUUCGGCCACUAACUCAGGGAAGAGAAGCUCAGACAGGACUCUACCUGGAGGAGCAGCUACAGGACACGAGACCAUCACAGGACCAGGCACUAAGAAGCACAGCAGAGGGCGGUGAAAUUCUGGGAUCCAAACGGCAGGACCACGGCCCAGAGGUGAGGGGCGGGCUCAUCACUUCAUUACAGCCUCUACGGAUUCACAGAAGCCCCUCCCAUCCGCCGCGUGCUCCCACAAUACAGGAGUGUGAGGUUAUCAUCCGCCAGCUCUACAACGCUAACAGUCUACAGUCUCAGGAAAUUAUACGUGUGAAGUCUCUGCUGAGAGACAUUGUCUUGAGCAAGAAGAUCACGCCAGAGAACUACAUUCUGACCAAGGCCUACCUUGUUGAUGGCACUCGGUAAAGUGAUAAAGAGCCGAUACAACACAUUUCUCAAACCUCUAUUCACAAACAACAUACUUCCUCUCUCAGGUCUGAACCCUCCCACUCUGGCGUGGUCCUCCCAGCACUCAAGCAGAGCCUCAGCUCCACCAUCGCAGAAAGACAGAGGAGAACUCGAGCUGUGCAGAGAGACCGCUUUAAAAGGACUGUGCAUUAA